AUGUCGCUCUGCCUCUGUUUCUGCCUCCAUGCUGAAUGCGUUUGGAAUGCUGCUUCACAGGAGAAUCUGUGGAGGCAGCAGGAGAGCUUGAAGAGGCAGAGAGAGGCGGUCCACUUCAGACUGAAGAAACUGACAGCAAGGCAAGGUGAAAUAACAAAGAAGUCAUCUGACAUGAGGGCCAGCAUCCGGAGGCAGUACGAGGAGAUCCAGAAGGUUCUGGAGGAGGACCAGAGGGUGACCCUGACCCAGAUGGAGAUGGAGGAGCGGGCUGCCGUCCUGGCCCUGGAUGACCUGGAGGAGACCAGCUGUGCUCUCAUCCAGGAGAUAGAAGUGGACCUGAGCAGGAUAUCCUCUGAGCUGGCCAGGACAGAGGAGGGAGGAGAAGAGGAGAGGAGAGAGGAGAGGGUGAAGGAGGUGCUUAGAGGGUGUGACCCAGGCAGCAUCCGUCUGGAUGAGGCCCGAGCAGAGCAGAUCCUCAGCCUGACCAACAACCUGCUGCUGCUGCUGCGCUCACAGACCCCCAUCAGCAAGAGACUCAUCAGGGGCUACCGCAGCGAGGUGUCCCUGGACCCAGACACAGCCCACCCCAAGCUGGUGGUCUCUGCUCAGGGAGACAGUGUCACCUACACCGACACCUGGCAGGAGCUGCCCGAUCACCCCGGACGCUUCGACACCACCCUGAACGUGAUCAGCCUGCAGGGCUUUGCUUCAGGGUGCCACUACUGGGAGGUGGAGGUGACCGGCAAGACGUACUGGGAGCUGGGGCUCACUUAUCUCUCCAUCCCUCGUAAGGGCCGGGCCGAGUCCUGCUGGCUGGGCCGAGGGCGUGAGUCCUGGUGUGUGGAGUUCUUUGAUGGGGAGUACACAGCCUGGCACGCUGGAGUGCCCUACCCCCUGCCCAUCACCAAGCGCUUCAGUCACAUUGGGGUGCUGUGCAGUUUCUCCACAGGGCUGGUGGCCUUCCUCGGGGGAGACAACAUGAUGCCCCUGUUCUCCUUCUGUGCAGGCACCUUCACAGACAGCCUCCACCUGGCCAUGUGCCCGGGGCAUGACCACAACAGCACCAACGCCAAACCCCUCGUGAUCUGUAAUGCAACCCCGCCAGCUAGUGCACUGUGACGUUGCUAUGGAGACUGGGCUUGAGCCUGGGGACUGACGUGUUCAGUAUAUACUAGACAGAGGACAAACAGUACAUACUAGACAGAGGACAAACAGUAUAUACUAGACAGAGGACAAACAGUAUAUACUAGACAGAGUAUAUACUAGACAGAGGACAAACAGUACAUACUAGACAGAGGACAAACAGUAUAUACUAGACAGAGUAUAUACUAGACAGAGGAGUAUAUACUAGACAGAGGACUCACAGUAUAUACUAGACAGAGUAUAUACUAGACAGAGGAGUAUAUACUAGACAGAGGACUCACAGUAUAUACUAGACAGAGUAUAUACUAGACAGAGGAGUAUAUACUAGACAGAGGACUCACAGUAUAUACUAGACAGAGGACUCACAGUAUAUACUAGACAGAGGAGUAUAUACUAGACAGAGGACUCACAGUAUAUACUAGACAGAGGACUCACAGUAUAUACUAGACAGAGGACUCACAGUAUAUACUAGACAGAGGACUCACAGUAUAUACUAGACAGAGGACAUGGUGUAUAAAUGUGGUUGAUGAAUUGUGUGUUCCCACUUGGCUGUGGCAUUAGUAGUAUCUUGUUCACCUAAAGGUUAUCAGCCUAGUUUGUAUUUAAACAUGGUCAAUGUGCUUUUUAGAUUAUUCCACAAAAAGCUAUCGAAAUCAUCCCAGUAGUUGUAGAUCCAAAGUCUGUGUUUAAACAAACAUCUGUCUCCUGUUGUAAAUAUGAUCUCUGAACCCAAAACUUCAGGGGAAAUCUAAGCUAAUAGAGUACCAGGCUAAUAAAAUAUGUUACGUAAAGUAGUAUGGUAGCUAGUUAGUAAUCAUGACAGCUAAUAUUUGUGAUCAGUGAAAACAAACAGCAACUC
This is a messenger RNA of Hypomesus transpacificus, 2002 nucleotides long. RefSeq names its product E3 ubiquitin-protein ligase TRIM39-like. NCBI's taxonomy places the organism in Eukaryota, Metazoa, Chordata, Actinopteri, Osmeriformes, Osmeridae. The record is from RefSeq and is a predicted model, not a curated record. Gene Ontology annotation, molecular function: protein binding. Bases 1 to 1119 code for a protein of 372 amino acids. The transcript is spliced from 5 exons.